ACGUUUCCAUGUCUGUAACAGAGCUACUUCUCUUGCUUCCCACAGCAAUUGUAGCUCUUAUUAUCUCAUGGAAUUUUAUCAGAACCAAGAGAAGAAGAACACAUAAUCUUCCACCGGGAAAUAUGGGUUGGCCUUUUCUCGGCGAAACAAUUGGUUAUUUAAAGUCUCACUCUGCUACUUCUACCGGAAAAUUCAUGGAGCAACACAUUUCAAGGUUUGGAAAAAUAUACAAAUCGAAUCUAUUCGGUGAGCCUACAAUAGUAUCGGCAGAUGCAGGGCUUAAUCGAUAUAUAUUACAGAACGAAGGAAGAUUAUUCGAAUGUAGUUAUCCAAGAAGCAUUGGAGGGAUUCUUGGGAAAUGGUCGAUGUUGGUUCUGGUUGGAGAUAUGCAUAGAGAUAUGAGAAUGAUUUCUCUCAAUUUUAUGAGCAAUUUUAGGCUUCGAACUCAUCUGUUACCUGAAGUCGAGAGACAUACCUUGCUGGUUCUACGAUCUUGGAAGGAGAAUUCCUUGUUCUCUGCUCAAGAUGAAGCAAAGAAGUUCACUUUCAAUUUAAUGGCGAAACAUAUUAUGAGUAUGGAUCCAGGGAAGCCAGAAACAGAGCAGUUGAAACGAGAGUACAUUACGUUCAUGAAAGGCGUUGUUUCAGCUCCUUUGAAUUUUCCUGGUACAGCUUAUUGGAAAGCCUUACAGUCGAGAACGACUAUUCUUAAAGUAAUCGAGCGUAAAAUGGAGGAAAGAAUCCCGAAGAGAAAUGAUUUUGAUGAAUGCGAGAGAGUAGAAGAUGAUCUUCUUGGUUGGGUAUUGAAGAAUUCAAACCUUUCUACAGAGCAGAUUCUUGAUCUCAUACUAAGCUUGCUUUUUGCCGGUCAUGAAACUUCUUCUGUUGCAAUUUCUUUGGCUAUCUACUUCCUGCAAGGUUGCCCCAAAGCAGUCGAACAAUUAAGGGAAGAACACGAUGAGAUCAGAAGAGCUAAGCAAGAACCUGGAGAUUUUGGAUUGAAUUGGGACGAUUACAGAAGAAUGGAGUUUACACAAUGUGUUAUUAAUGAAACACUUAGGCUUGGAAACGUGGUUAGAUUCGUACACAGAAAAGCUCUCAAAGAUGUUAGAUACAAAGGGUAUGACAUUCCAAGAGGGUGGAAAGUUCUUCCGGUGUUUGCUUCGGUUCAUCUGGAUCCUUCGAUGUAUGACCAGCCUCAACACUUCAAUCCAUGGAGAUGGCAGACCACUGGUGGUAGGGGAAGUGCAUCAUCCACUCCGAGCGUGACGACGAGCAACUACUUCAUGCCGUUCGGGGGUGGACCACGACUUUGCGCCGGCUCAGAACUAGCCAAGUUGGAGAUGGCCGUGUUCAUUCAUCACUUGGUCCUCAAUUUCCAUUGGGAAUUAGCAGAACCUGAUCAUCCUCUUGCCUUUCCAUUCGUCGAUUUCCCCAAAGGCCUCCCAAUCAAGGUCCACCACCUCCACAACCACAACCACCAUGAUCCAAUACAAGAAUAACUAUACUCAUGAAAGCUCAGUUCUCAUUCUUAUAAGCCUCUCAAUGUACUGGAUAUCAAACGACAAAAAAUAGUUAAAGAGUGGCGAAUAUCCGAAACCGAUAUCCCUCUUUUGUAUGUAAAGAGACAAGAGAAAA
Molecule: messenger RNA, 1638 nt
Organism: Telopea speciosissima
Lineage: Eukaryota; Viridiplantae; Streptophyta; Magnoliopsida; Proteales; Proteaceae
Product: cytochrome P450 90B1-like
Exons: 8
Coding region: 9-1502 (497 amino acids)
Biological process (GO): sterol metabolic process
Molecular function (GO): heme binding; iron ion binding; monooxygenase activity
Source: RefSeq, a predicted model, not a curated record